CACCGUGGUUGACAGGCGUACGUUAUAAUUGUGCGCCUCUGUGCGAACCCCCCGGAGGCCAUGGGCAAGCUAUCCUCUCCUUCUAAAACCAGAAAAUCAAACAAUGCUAAUCCAUUAGUUUGCUCCAUUAUGGCGCGAAAAUCCUCUCUGGUGAAGCAAACCCUAAUUGGCUCUGCGCUCUUUGUAAUCGCAAUAUACGCCUUCUUCAACACUUUUCUCAGCCCCUUCGCUGACUCUUCCGACACAGCACUACGUCAUGAUUAUUCGCUGAGAGUAGAUGAUAGUUUUGCCGGGAAGUCGAGAGUGAAGGUUUACAUGUACGAUUUGCCCAAGACGUUCACCUAUGGAAUCAUCGAGCACCACGCGAUGGCGCGUGGGUCACUCGACGCGCCGGUCGAUGAUGUGUCAACGCUGAGGUAUCCCGGGCAUCAGCACAUGGGAGAGUGGUACUUCUUCGCUGAUCUUCUCCGACCGGAGUCCGAACGUGUCGGUUCUCCCGUUGUCAAGGUCACGGAUCCAGAGGACGCGGACCUGUUUUAUGUGCCCGUAUUUUCGUCGUUGAGUCUGAUAGUAAACACGGGUCGGGCUGAAGGGUCGAGCUUGGUUAAGGGUUACAGCGACGAGGACAUGCAGGAUGCGCUGGUGGAGUGGCUUGAGAGCCAGCAGUCCUGGAAGAGAAACGGCGGGUGGGAUCACGUGAUAAUUGCCGGUGACCCAAACGCUCUAUAUCGUGUCAUUGAUAAGGUCAAGAAUGCUGUACUGCUCGUAUCGGAUUUUGGGCGGCUCCGACCUGAUCAAAGUUCCCUGGUCAAGGAUAUAAUUAUGCCAUACGCCCACAGAAUCAAUACCUAUACUGGUGAUCUCGGCGUCAAGAAUCGGAAAACCCUAUUGUUCUUCAUGGGCAAUCGCUAUCGCAAAGAGGGAGGCAAAAUUCGUGAUUUACUUUUCAAAGUACUUGAGAAAGAAGAGGGAGUGACAAUAAAACAUGGAACGCAAUCAAGGGAAAAUCGACGUGCAGCCUCACAUGGGAUGCAUACAUCGAAAUUUUGUUUAAAUCCUGCUGGCGAUACUCCAUCUGCUUGCCGGCUUUUUGAUUCUAUAGUUAGCUUGUGCGUGCCAGUGAUAGUCAGUGAUGAUAUUGAGUUGCCUUUUGAAGAUGUCAUUGACUAUAAGAAAAUUGCAUUAUUUGUGGAAACUUCAGAUGCUUUAAAGCCAGGAUAUUUGGUUAAGAAGCUGAGAUCGGUGACUCCUGAAAAGAUUCUAGAGUUGCAGAAAGAGUUGAGGGAGGUGAACCGAUACUUUGAGUUUGGUGACCCAAAUGGAACAGUAAAGGAAAUUUGGCGUCAAAUUGCACAGAAGUUACCUAAUAUUAAAUUGAUGAUCAAUCGCGACAAACGAAUUGUGAAGAGGCAGCUGAGUGAACCAGACUGCUCAUGUCUAUGCACAAACAAAACUGGGAUUAUCAGCUCCUUAUGAUUACUCGUCUUUAUUGAAGAUUUUAGAAUUCAAUACCUAACAAAUCCAGUUUCUUUGGUUUACGGCAGAGAACAAAAGUCUCUUCUGGAUCUUGGUUAGACAGAUGAAUAGUUGAUCCAUAGAUUAUGUUGUAUCAGAAGUUCACGGUAACCUUAUCUCAGGUGGGGUUUUCUUCCAUUCAGGAGGGUGGCGAAGCCUAUCAUUGUAAAAUGUUUGUUGAAUUUGUUAUUGUUUUAGAUUUGGCACAUCACUUAGCCUUGGCUUUUACUAUGUUAUGAAGCCUAGAUCAGCCACAGGAAAAUUCAAUCAGCAGUUGUAACUGUAAUUGAUUUGUACAUUAUAGGAAAUAAAAAUGUUAAAUUUAUGUUUGAUUAUCUCCUAUUACAGGCGGCUGCAAUGACAUCAGGACAAGUUUACGUCUUGAAUUGUAUUCAUUGUUGACAUUACUGAAACUAGAUUGAAUUUCAUUA
Molecule: messenger RNA, 1946 nt
Organism: Tripterygium wilfordii
Lineage: Eukaryota; Viridiplantae; Streptophyta; Magnoliopsida; Celastrales; Celastraceae
Product: probable arabinosyltransferase ARAD1
Exons: 3
Coding region: 61-1476 (471 amino acids)
Molecular function (GO): glycosyltransferase activity
Source: RefSeq, a predicted model, not a curated record